AUGUAUCGAGCUGUUUUCAUCUGGAACACCAAGGACUGGAAAGGCAAAGAGCACAAGUAUCUGAGACAGAACAUAGAGCUGGACCACGCCAAUCUGAUAAAGUGGGCUCCCAACUCCAAGGCGUUAAUCAUCAACAGAGCUACUGAAAAUCAAAUCGAGAUCUAUAAGGUGAACAAGACUGAUACAUGGAUCACCUGUAGUCCUUCUGGCAUCAAGUUCCCAAAGAUACAUGAGGAUGAAACGAUAUCGAUAGGCAUCUCGGUGCGGGGGAAGUACAUGAUGAGCUGUUCUGCCUCCAACCAGCUGACCAUCUGGGAUCUGAAAGGGACUGUACUGGAGACAAUCGACACUUAUCUAAUCAACACCAAUAAAGCCCAGGUGUCGCCGUGUGGCAGAUUUGUGGCUGCCUCUGGUUUCGCUCCCGAUGUGAAAGUGUGGGAGGUGAUCUUCAAGAAGACCGGGGAAUUCAGCAAGGUGUCGCGAGCAUUCGAGUUGAAAGGCCACAGCGCUGGGGUUCAUGACUUUGGAUUCAACUGUGACUCAUCCAAAAUGGCCACCGUGUCCAAAGAUGGCACGUGGAAGGUUUUCAACACCAAAAUUGAGUUCGAGAAAGGGGAAGACCCUCAUCUGAUCCUGACAGGCAGCUGUAAGGCGUUCAAAGGCGACUCAAAGGCAAAGCUAGCAUUUUCCCCCAACGGAGAAGUGGUGGCCAUUGCAUGUAAGAAUGCCCUCGCUCUGUACUCAGCGCUGACUGGAGAAUGUGACGCCGUCAUCGAAGACAUCUAUCAAGGACCGAUCCAUUCGGUGAUGUUCGACGCGGCGAGCGAAUUGCUGCUGACAUCGGGCGAAAAACACGUGAGAGUUUUCCACAACGUAACAGGUCGUCGCACCGCCAUUGCAACUGCCAAGCAGAAACUGCAGUCGUCAGCGAAUUCCGCAGCCACUAAAGAAAGACUGCAAAUCAUUAUCAAGGAGGCUGAACAGUUUCUUGCAAAUCUAGGGGAGAAGCCCUGAAGGCUGAGUGCCGUUUCUAUGCUUUCAUUGCUCCAGCCAGAACUCUGCACUGUUAUACAUCAAGAAAUAAAAUGAGUAUUUAUAAGUUUAUGGAUUGUAAUAAAUGGAUAGAAAAGUAAAGAAAUUAAUAUCAAGAAAUUAAAUGUACUUUCUGUGUACCUAUAGUGAGGUCCACGUUAUAAUGGCGGUGUUUGAUUAUUAUAGUUUGUGUAAAAUAAGUUGUGACUUGGCCCUCCAUCCGAAGAAACU
This is a messenger RNA of Nilaparvata lugens (brown planthopper), 1263 nucleotides long. Its product is annotated as transducin beta-like protein 2. Gene Ontology annotation, biological process: endoplasmic reticulum unfolded protein response. Gene Ontology annotation, cellular component: endoplasmic reticulum. Gene Ontology annotation, molecular function: protein binding. Lineage: Eukaryota; Metazoa; Arthropoda; Insecta; Hemiptera; Delphacidae. The record is from RefSeq and is a predicted model, not a curated record.